This is a messenger RNA of Helianthus annuus (common sunflower), 1653 nucleotides long. RefSeq lists its product as uncharacterized. The record is from RefSeq and is a predicted model, not a curated record. The transcript is spliced from 5 exons. The coding region runs from base 1 to 1653 and encodes 550 amino acids. Gene Ontology annotation, molecular function: nucleic acid binding; zinc ion binding. NCBI's taxonomy places the organism in Eukaryota, Viridiplantae, Streptophyta, Magnoliopsida, Asterales, Asteraceae.
AUGGUUCUUCCGAAUGUUGCCUUUCAGCUCUUUCCGACUGCGAUUUUAGAUCGUAAGGUAAAAAGCUUAAGGAACAAAGAGAUUAACCAAGUAAAGGUCAAGUGGGAGCACAGAAAGGGCUCGGAUACCACAUGGGAAUCCGAGGAGGAGAUGCAGCGACUCUACCCUACAUUAUUCGUUUUAAAGAUGGCGGAUAAAGGUAACGACGACGCGGUGCCGAGAGUCACCGAGCAAAUGAGAGAAAUGAUUGCCGAGGAGGUUGGAAAGGCAAUCGAAAAUAGUUUGUCCAGUUUUUUUGAUAAGAUCCAAAACACGGUACUAUCGGUGGUUGAUGAGAGAAUCAAGAAAUUGGAAGAUAGUGCCAAUAUAGUGAAGGAAAAGUCUGGAGGACGAAAACCUUGUUCAUACAAAGAAUUCAUGGCGUGCAAACCGCCAGUUUAUAAUGGGGAGGUUGACCCGAUAAUAUGUCAAGGAUGGCUAAGCGACAUCGAGGGAGUGUUUGAAAGGACCCAUUGUGAUACAAAUGACUACACGCCGUUUCUUAAACAUCACAGUCCCAAGGCGGUCAUUAACCGAAUCAAAGAAGAAUUCAUGCAGCUUAGACAUAAGGGUGAGUCCGUCGACAAAAUCACGGGAAUGUUCAUGGAUAAGAUGAAGUUUUGUGAUGAACUGUAUGAGACCCUUACCGAGAUCAUAAAUGUUGCUCGGGAACGAGAAAUUGAAUUGAAAAAGCAAGUUGAACGGGGCGAACGAAGGGCACAUGAUGUUAAUCCAAGCCCUACUAAGAAAGCACGGACGAAUGAAAUAGUGAAGAAAUCGGACGCAAAAGGCGGGUCGCCAAGUUGCAAAAUCUGCGAAAAGGGUCAUAAGGGCGAGUGUCGCUUCAAGGAUAAACCCUGCCCCAUAUGUCGGAAGACGGGGCAUAUGGCUUCAUCAGGCCCGGAUAAAGUGACAGUUUGCUACAAGUGCUAUCGACCGGGUCACAAAAAGUCAGAAUGCCCGGAGCUAGUGGGAAAGAAUGAUGGGCAAGACACGAAGGGUGAAGCCCCGAAAGUAAAGGCUAGAUCUUUUCACUUAACCGCCACAGAAGCAAAAAUAGAACCCGAAGUGGUUUCAGGUAUAUUUGCUUUACCUAUGCCUUUAGAAGUAGAGAUAGGUAAUAACAAGAGUUUUAUCAUUUGUGAUGUAUGUCAAAAUUGCAAAUUGAACAUCGACAACGAAGAGUACUCAAUAGACUUAAUCCCGAUGUCGAUGGGAGAAAUUCAAGUGAUCGUGGGUAUGGAUUGGUUAUCCCGAUACCACGCAAAGGUGGCAUGUUUCUGGAAGGAGAUAAAACUGACAUCUCCUAGCGGAAAGCACGUUACCAUAUACGGUGAAAAAGGGGGUAACCCUGUGGUAUGUACAAUGCUAGAGGUUCACAGACUUAUGAAACAUGGAUGCAAAUCAUAUAUGGUAUACGCAAGCGAGUCGGAGAAAGAGUCCCCAAAAAUCGGAGACGUACCCGUAGUACGUGAUUAUGAGGAUGUGUUCCCAGAAGAUUUACCAAGAAUACCACCAGAACGGGAGGUAGAGUUGGAAUCGAAUUGGUUCCAGGCGCAAAACCGGUGGCCAAGGAGCCGUAUCGGCUCGCGCCGUCGGAACUACAAGAAUUGA